Molecule: messenger RNA, 1356 nt
Organism: Saccostrea cuccullata (small rock oyster)
Lineage: Eukaryota; Metazoa; Mollusca; Bivalvia; Ostreida; Ostreidae
Product: meteorin-like protein
Exons: 4
Coding region: 141-1031 (296 amino acids)
Molecular function (GO): hormone activity
Source: RefSeq, a predicted model, not a curated record
ACUUGUCGGAUUCUUGACAAAUAAGUCUGUAUGUGUGCAUUGCUUAGCUGUAUAUUAGUUGUGAUUAUUUAAAAUUGUGGAUUAAAGUUACAAAUUAUGUAGCUUUUUUUGUACAAUGUCCUGAGAGCGCCAUUAGGAUCAUGAAUCUAUACCCAUUUCAUGGACAGUGCUUGUUGUGUAUUGUGAUUUUAUGUCUGCAUGGAUACCUGGCUAAAGUGUGUGACUUGUGUGACUGCUCCAUAAGUGAUUUGAACAUAGAAGUGCCAGGAGUACAGAAUAUCAAGACAUUAUGUAAUUCUGGUAACAUCGAGUGGAUCAGCCCUUAUGGAGCGUUACGCGUGGAACUGAGUUACACAACUGGCGGGCUGUACGAAGCGUGUUUCAAAGUACAGACAGAAAAUGUGAAAAUCAAAGUGUCUCAAGAGUCUUGGAAGAACUCUAAAUCACAUCUUGCAAAAGUUUUACCACAGUCAUCAUUGCUUAAAACAUUAUUCAGUGUAAACGGAAGGACUAAUGAAUAUUGUUUAUAUUCGAACACUCCCGUUCUGCUAUAUUUAGAACCAGAACGAACUCAUGAUAUGUCUGGAUUUCCCCGGAUGAAUCUACAGUAUGUGUUAGAAAGAAAGACUCCUAAACAUUUAGAAAAUGAUUUGGAGGAUUGUCGUCCAUGUGAUACCCAAGAAUUAAUUCGGUCAUACUGCACCAGUGAUUUCGUUUUUGUCGGCGAAAUGGGACAAGUCAGACACAGAGAAGAAGAUGACAAAUCGGAAGUGCAAUUCCACGUGACACGCGUUGUCAGGAAGUUAAGCACACUGUAUUUCGAGCCCAAAGCAGACAUUCAGCAACAAUAUGGCAGAAUAGUUGUUCAUAAAAAAUGUCAAGUGAGAAAUGGACGAGGGACUUUCCUCAUCACCGGAAAAGUCCGGUUUGGAGAGCUCGCAAAAACCUGUUCUCCGUAUUUGUCCGACUGGGAAAAUAUCGCAAACACAGCCAUCCGAGAGGGCACAAUGGAAUGUCCUCUCGUAUUAUAGACAUAAUCCUAUGGAUAUAAUAAAAUAACAUUUAUAUGAUCUCAAAUAUUGAAAAUGGCAAAAGUGCAAUGCUGAUGAAGAGAAGAGAAAAUACAAUGAUUGAUACAGACAUUCUUUGUGAAUGCAAAAUUACAAGGGGCCAAAGAAAAUUACUGAGGCUUUUGAGAACCUCGUUGCCGUUUAUCAAAUAUGGCUACUGACUGUGAUACUUAUUCGUUGGUGCAAUGGACCAAGGAGGAUUCGUUUAUCUCUUAUUGCAAAAUUUACCUAUCCAAAUAAAGUAUAAUUUGUAUUCAAACCAUCGCUGCUUCGGGCUUCAUGAAAA